AUGGCGCUGGACACCACUCUCUUUCCCCCGAACGUCUUCCUCAAGUACCUCCGCACCGUACUCGACGCUGCCCAGUCCGGCCUCCGCCUCCGCCCCUCCCUGAACAUCAAGCUCCUCCCCGAAUGGCCCAAGCCCACCUCUCAGCAGCGCAAAUCCCGCUUUUCACAGCACUACAAGCCGAAAUCCAAAAAACGGGAGGCCGUCGCCCACGACCCGACAUCGCUCGCCCAGGCAGUCGAGCGCGGCUCGCUCCAAGAGUCCGAGCUGCUGUACAACGAGGGGUGCAAGCACUCCCCGCUCUUCCUCGAUGCCGACAUCACGAACCCGAUCGUGAGUGUGCGGAUGGCGGUCCUCGAACUCGCCAAGCUCUGCGACUGCGGCUCUCCCUGGAUGGUGCUGGAUUCACCUGCGGGCUUCAUGAACAUCCGGGUGGUAGCGAUCCGGAAGCUGCACGAUCGCGCGCCUUUGUUCGUCGUGGUUUUCCGCCUCUUCGGUGCGUUCACCGACCCCGCGAAGGCGGAAGGCAUCGCCUGGCGCCGCAGGCAAGUGAGAACCGCGCCGCUAGAUCCCAAGAAUCCAGACUGGACGUCGAACGUCUUCAAAGUGAACCCCCUCGCCGGGAAGAUCCUCUUCCAGAUUCUUUGGAUCAACGGACAUCUUCUGCGGUCAGAUAUGGGCCUCAUCAGCAAGUGCGUGGGGCGAGGAGAAGGCGAGUACGGGGUCUCGAUACUGGGGCCGAUCGGGCACAUCUACCAACACUCGCUCUUGGACAUACAACCACGAUUCCGUUGCGUGGUGUGUCAGAAAACCCCUGUCAAGGAGUGCUCAGGUUGCUACGCGGUGGCUUACUGUAGCAAAGAAUGCCAGGGCAAAAACUGGUCCGUGCAUAGCCGGGAGCAGUGUAUCCCGCGCUUCGGUAUGCGCUGGGUCACUGUUCGGGUUUCCACUCUCUUGUGCGACCCUUCGCGCUUCGGAUCUCCGGAGCUCAUCAAAGUCGUCGAGCGUCAGUCUGCCGACACGCUGGACAACUAUCUCAGCAAGCCUUUCGUCGUGAGGUUCACGAAAUCCCCGUCUCCGGAUACUCAGGCUCUAGAGGCGAGCCUUCACCCGCCUUCCUGCACGGCGAUGGAGCUGCUCGACGUCAAACGCUCGCUCACUUUCUCUCUCUGUCGCAAUCACGAUCCUGGCCAGCCCUUUGACGUACUUGAGGCCGAGAUGCAGGGACCCCGUGGGGGCCACGACGGGAAGAAGAUGUACCGCUGGGCGUCGAGGACCGGGGACUGGACCUACAGCAUCUGCCUGGAUCGCGUGCCUCCGGCGGCGCUCUCCGGUUGGUGA
Epithele typhae is the source of this 1338-nucleotide messenger RNA. RefSeq lists its product as uncharacterized. The transcript has 3 exons. NCBI's taxonomy places the organism in Eukaryota, Fungi, Basidiomycota, Agaricomycetes, Polyporales, Epitheliaceae. Bases 1 to 1338 code for a protein of 445 amino acids. The record is from RefSeq and is a predicted model, not a curated record.